AUGUCACAUACUCCUGACCGCUCACCCCAUAGCAGCCCCAACCCGGACGCUUACUCUGACACCGAGGAGAGAGACAACGGCAUGUCCUUUCUCCAUACCCACGCCAAUCGAUCAUUCCCCCAAGACCGCUACCCCGACGGCACUGUCGAUGGUGACCAUUUCUCCAACACCACCUUCCCCGGCGGCCGCCGUGGUCCGCGAGACUUACGUCGCACCAAUGCUUUCCACUCCCACGUCGCUCGCUCCAUCCGCGACUUUGAUCAUCCAGACGAUCACGUCGAUGAGAACAUCACCUCCCAAGAGACUGACAACGGACCAGUUCCGCACCGCAACACUGCUCGAUGGGAGAGAGGAAGGUUGCCCGACCACACCAGCAUCGCUCAGCAGCCCGUUCGUGAGUCAAGUCGCUACCACCCGUAUGACAUGGAGGCCGAUCGCACCCCUACCACCACCCGCAUGCGCGGCCAGUCGCGGUCUCUGUCUAAACGCCAUCGGUACCAGCCCCGUGAAUCAAGCUCUCGCAACCGCUGCCGGUCUAGCAACUCAACCGAGGAACGUGAUGAGACCCCCUACGACCGCGAUGGCCGCCACGAGCAUGCUUCCCCCAAGAAGGCCUCCCACCAUCCAAUUCAAGAUCGGCAGGCUAUCGAUGCCAUGCUGCAGCACUACAUCAAGAGCCUUUCGGAGCAGGAGCGGAUGGCAUUCUACCAGGGGCUCACGUCCGGUGUGAACAAGCCUGUCGCUGGCCUGACACUUGAGGCUGAGCCUGCCGCCGCCAACUCAAUUGACGCGCCGACCGAGACCGUCGUUGGUCUUCUCCCGGCUCCUGCCGUUCAUCACCUCGACGAUAGUGACGUACUUGCUGAAGCAGAGGUGGACUUUGAGCGGAUUAAUGACGUCCUUAAGCAGCUCACGAGAGUGGUAGACGACAGCAAGGUCAGACAGGACGACGAGACAAGCGCCGUCAUGGGCUGGUUCCAGCCCCUCCUGGACAAGCUCAACGGCAGCAUGAUCAAUGCUCAUCUGAACACGUGGCACGACAGCGAGACGGUGCUGCACGAGGCGUUACUCAACCUUACCACCAAGGCCCUCGCUAAGGCGGUUGAGCUUAAGGAGAAGGCCGUAGUGGAGCUUGACAAGAUAGACGCCGCCGAAAAGGAGAAGCUCCGUCUCAUCGAGAUCGCACGCGAAGACUUUAAGAAUAUCUUGUCGGGCCAGCAGGCCGAGCUCGGCUUGCUCGACGCCGGCUUCGAGGAGAAGACCAAAGCGCUGCGCAACAAGGCGGAGAAGCUCCUAACCACCGACGAGAUUUCUGCCGAGGCCCUCGCGAAUGUGAACAGACGGCAGUCGACGAAGAUCAAGGCUCGCCGGUAG
Cutaneotrichosporon cavernicola is the source of this 1374-nucleotide messenger RNA. RefSeq lists its product as uncharacterized. The record is from RefSeq and is a predicted model, not a curated record. The coding region runs from base 1 to 1374 and encodes 457 amino acids. The transcript has 6 exons. NCBI's taxonomy places the organism in Eukaryota, Fungi, Basidiomycota, Tremellomycetes, Trichosporonales, Trichosporonaceae.